Oryzias latipes (Japanese medaka) is the source of this 3219-nucleotide messenger RNA. RefSeq names its product centrosomal protein 63 (gene cep63). Gene Ontology annotation, cellular component: centriole. Lineage: Eukaryota; Metazoa; Chordata; Actinopteri; Beloniformes; Adrianichthyidae. The record is from RefSeq and is a predicted model, not a curated record. Gene Ontology annotation, biological process: de novo centriole assembly involved in multi-ciliated epithelial cell differentiation; centriole replication.
AGAUGAAAAUGGAGGGUGUGUCCGAAUUCGGGGGCUGCGUCUUUCAGUGGCCGCGGCCUUCACGGUCGACGUUGGCCGGGUCAUUCGUCGCGCGGGUUGUCUGGAUGUUAACGGCUGUGAAUUUGGACGAGUCUUAGCCGUAGAUCAUUCCAGCCGCGUCGGCGAAUGUCCUGUCGCGUAGUAAGUAACGUGUCGCGUGACUGACUCAGAGAGGAGUAGUGAUCCAGGCAUGGAGUCCUUAUAGUCCGGCUGAGACACAACAGGACAUGAACUGAAGCAGGCUGAGCUGUUAGGACUUUUUUCCAACCAUUUAGCCGUUUUACACUGCCAAAGUGAAGUUCAAGACUGAAAAAACCGUAAAACCAACUCAUGGAGGCUCCGCUGGAAUCCACGAACAAUCGCGAUCUAAACUCCGUGCUGUCUGCAUGUGAGCCAGAGCUGCAGGAGUUGAUGAGGCAGAUCGACCUCAUGAUCAGCCAUCAGAAGAGGGAGUGGGAGGCGGAGGUCCGGGCUUUGGACAUGCGGCUGAAGAGCACAGAGGAGGAGCUCCUCGCCUCCAGGGCCACCAUUGAACGCAGAGAACUGGAGAUCGGAUUACUCCACAAACAGCUGGAAGACGUUCAGGUUUGCCCCCAAGAUGUAGUCUCUAAAUAUGAGCAGCAGCUGCAGAAAGUCAGUGAGGAGUUGGAUAAACUAAAGAGAAGUUACCACAAACUUCAGCGUAAACAGCUCAGGCAGACGAGCGGCGGAGCUUCCAGAGAUCUUUCACAGGAGAAUCCUCAACACCCCCUGGACCGGGAGCAGCAGCGGGACCAGCAUCAAAGCCAGCUGACAGAGAUGGAGGCCCUGAACCGGAGCCUGGCCCAAGAGCUGCUUCAGAUGAAGGCCCAGCCGGCAUCACGGCAGCACUGGCAGUGCUGUGUGGAGCUGCAGCGUCUGCAAGCUGAGCUGCGGAGACCGCCGCCCGGCCCCCUCCCAUGCACUCCGGACGCCGUCGGACAGCCUGAGUCGUCGGGGUGGACCCUGAGAGAGCAGCAGCAGCUCUCAGAGGAACAGGAAGAUCUCCACAUCCAGGAGUCAUUUGUGCAAAGAGAGAACCAGAGGCUUCAAAAUGAAGCUGCUAAACUCAACCAAAUGCUUCGAGCUAAAGAUCAGGUCAUUCGCUCUCUGGAGGACUGCCUGUCGGCUCAGGGCCUGGCUGGAGUGGAAAACCUCAGAGGAGAUCUGGAGAAGUCUGCAGUCCAGCUGCAGUGUUCCCGGGCCUGCGAGGCUCACCUCAAGGCGGAGCUUAAACGCACCAGAGAGAGGCUGCAGGCUGUGAGCAGAGGCAGAGCUGAUCGCUCAGAGACGGAGCAGGAAGUGGCCGGCCUCAAAGCACAGGUUGACUCUUCAGUUGCUGAAAUGAAAAAGCUGAGGGAGGAGCUUGAACUGGCCAGGCAGACCCACGCCGCUGAGGUUGAGGGGAUGAGGGCGGAGGUUGCAAAGAUGACCGGCGAGCUGCACCAGCGUGAUCUGAGGAUCGCCACGCUGAGCGGGGAGCGAGCAGAGCUCAGAAUGACUUGGACCCAGCUGGAGACUCUGCAGAAGGAGAACCAGCAUCUUCGUGACCUGCUGCAGAGACGGCAGCCUUCUUCACCAAAGAGGGGAGAGGCCCCAGCAGCUUCACUGGGGGAGAAGCACACGGCCUCCAGAGGCAGGCCUGAAGAGGAGGAUGGACAGUCGGAACAAACGGACCCUCGGCAUCAUGCCUCGGAGCAGACGUGCUUGGCUGCUCCUGCCAGGCUUCAGAUAGACACGCAGGCCGUGAGAGCCGAGGCCCCAGAAUGCACCACUCACCGUGAGGGGGAGAUCCAGAGGCUUUUUAAAGAGCUGCAUGCUUUAUCUAUGUCCCCCAGAGAGCAGCACUGCAGCCAGGACCAAGACUACAGGCCUCCUGCUUCCUCCUCCUCCUCCUCCUCCUCCUCCAGCAGCACCAGUGCUGGACUGACUAGAAGAAUCUCAAUCCCGUCAUCAAGUCCUGGUGAAUUUGUUGAAGACAGGCAAAGCAUAAGUCCUGGAAACUGUCUAAGCUCAGCAUCUAGAGAAAGAAGAACUCUGUCUCCUACUUCAGAGGAGCUUUCGUCACACGGCACACUGUCACAUUUCCUGGAGGAGGAGAGCUUCAGGUCCAAGGAGCUGCUGCAGAGGCUGGACGCCCACAUCCUGGGAAUGAGGGAGAUCAACCACAGAACCGUGUCCAAGUACGUGGACCGUGGCGUCAGGCCGGAGUGGGAGCAGACGUCCAGCGAGCGGACCCCUGUCUAAUGACAGGGGGGCAACAUUCUGACAGAGGCGGAAAUCAUGUCUCGACACGAGGGCCUCCUGGGGAACGCUUUCAGGAACGCCAUCUUCACUGCAGAACAGCAAAAUGACAUAAACGCUUCAGUUUAUUUCAUUCUCACAUCAUCUCUUCAGGAGGAAGAAAUGUGCAAGCCAUGACGUUUCUGUCAGAAAAAGAAACUUCUAAAUGUGAUCUAAAGAACCUGGAUGCUCCUCGUGGUUCGCUGGUUUCCAUGGUGAUUUGAAGAACUGUUCUCGUAGUCUUUAAGGGCUUAGAGAAGACAUGGUGUAGCCAAACGGCAGAUUCUGGCAUUUUGCUCACGAAAAGAACAAACUUUAGCUUCUGAAAGCUCUCAGGAUGCUGCAUGGAUCAGAGCUUUCAGGAGAGCCUCCAUCCUUCCUGUUGCUACCCCCCCCACUGAAGCCCCCCAGCUUUUCUGUGCAGGACUGACAUGAACCUUAUCCUGCAUGUUGGAGGAAGGGUUUCUAAUGAACAGCACGUUGAUCAGUCCACCCUCAGAGAAUGUGGUGCAGUUGUUGCCUGGAUGCCCCGCUGAGGGGGUAAUGGGCGGGGCAGAAGGAGGGUUUUAUGCCUCUGGACUCCUUCAGGGAAAUGGCAGAUGUUUGUCCACCAUCAGAUCUUCGUCACCCUUUCAGGGUCAGAGGAUCUUCACAGACCCAGACCUCAGUUCUGCCUCACAGACACCAGAAAUGCUGUUUUUAUAGAUCAUGUUCCUGUUUUUGCAGAAAUGCUUUCAAUAGCUAAAGUGCUGAAGAAAGUUUGGGUUUAAAGACGACUUUAUGACGAGCUUUUAUUGGAAAAUGUCGUUGGUGUGAACAAUAAAGACUCCAGACUCUGACAACACUUGUUCUUAGCAGAUAAUAAAAUCCUCUCAUGUA